AGAUCAGACAGCAGGUCGGUCGGUGAGCUGAGGGACAGACCACACGAAGCACCGGCGAUAAAACACACACCUGAACCUUUGGUUUCUCCUCCUGUGGACUAACGUUACGGGAAGUUUUAUUCAACAGCACAGACGCUUGGAGAGGGUCACAAAGGCUGUCCACCAUGUCGGGGAGCAGGGAGGAGGAGAGGAGGAAACUGGCCGACAUCAUCAACCACUGGAACGCCAACCGGCUCGACCUGUUCGAGAUCAGCCGGCCGACAGAGGACCUGGAGUUCCAUGGCGUGAUGCGAUUCUACUUCCAGGACCGGGUCGCCGGUAACUUCGCCACCAAGUGCAUCAGAGUCUCCAGCACGGCAACAACGCAGGAUGUCAUUGAGACGUUAGCUGAGAAGUUCAGACCAGACAUGAGAAUGCUCUCCUCGCCAAAAUACUCCCUUUACGAGGUCCAUGUCAGUGGCGAAGAGCGUCAGCUGGACCUGGAUGAGAAGCCUCUUGUUGUUCAGCUGAACUGGAACAAAGACGACAGAGAAGGACGCUUCGUCCUAAAGAAUGAGAAUGACAUUCUGCCCAAGAAGAGUCAGAGUAAUGGACCAGAGAAGGAAAAGGAUGGAGUGAUACAGAACUUCAAGAGGACUUUGUCCAAGAAGGAGAAGAAGAAGGAAAAGAAGAGGGAGAAGGAGUUUGCUCGGAUCCCUGAUGGAGACGAGCAGGCGCUCACCCGGGAGGACGGGGAGAACAGUCGCCUGGCAGCAGAAGUUUACAAGGACAUGCCCGAGACAAGCUUUACCAGGACAAUCUCCAACCCAGAGGUGGUGAUGAAGAGGAGACGCCAGCAGAAACUGGAGAGACGCAUGCAGGAGUUCAUGAGCAGUGAUGGGAGGCCAGACUCAGGGGGCACACUGAGGAUAUACGCUGACAGUCUGAAGCCCAACAUCCCUUACAAGACCAUCCUGCUUUCCACGAGAGACACAGCUGACUUUGCCGUGGUGGAGGCGCUGGAGAAGUACGGGCUCGAGAAGGAGAACCCCAGAGAGUACUGCAUUGCUCGGCAAGAUGAUAAGUCCGGCAAGGAGGUGAUUCUGGACGAUACUGAGUGUCCACUGCAGAUCUUCAGGGACUGGCCUGCUGACAGAGGAGCGUUAGUGUUUCAGCUCAAGAAGAGACCUCCUGAUUACCAGGGGAGGAAGGCAAGGAAAAUGGACGACAAAAGCCUCCGAGGGAAGGACAGCUCACUGCCGCCUGAGAAACUGCCUUAUCUGGUGGAGCUGAGCCCAGACGGCUCUGACUCAAGGGACAAACCAAAGCUAUACCGGCUUCAACACAGCAUCACUGAGGUCGGCUCGGACUGCACAGAGGACGGAGCCAUCCAGCUGCUCGGCCCGGGGAUUCUGCCCCACCACUGCAACCUCAUGCACAGUGAAGGCAUGGUGACCGUGACGCCGCACGGCCCCGACGCAGACACAUUCGUUGACGGCCAGCGCGUCACCGAGACGACGGUGCUGCGCUCAGGCUCCACCCUCCAGUUUGGCUCUGCUCACGUCUUUAAGUUUGUGGACCCGAUGUUCGACCAGGGAGGGAAGAGAGAACCAGCCGCCAUGAUGAGGAGCCGACACAAGUCUGGCAGUGUACCAGAAACCACCUUCGACCUUCACGGAGACAUCCACAGUGGAGCUGCCCUGCCUACCAGCAAGAGCUCAGGAAAGCUGGAGAUGGAGAGAGGAAUGGUCAAACCCAUGAUCAGAGGAGAGCAGCAGGACAGCAGGUCUCAGGACAUUUCAGCAGACAGAACAGAGUUGACUCUUCCAGCCAGCAUCGAGUUCAGAGACAACUCUGAAGACACCUUCCUCUCUGCCAUAAUCAACUACACCAACAGCUCCACAGUUCACUUCAAGCUCUCGCCCACUUAUGUCCUGUACAUGGCCUGCCGCUACGUCCUGUCCCCCUCUUACCGGCCCGACAUGUCUCCGUCAGAGAGGACGCACAAAGUCAUCGCCAUCGUCAACAAGAUGGUGAGCAUGAUGGAAGGCGUCAUCCAGGAGAUUCCUGAAGGGGAUCAGAAGCAGAAGAACAUUGCCGGAGCGCUGGCUUUCUGGAUGGCCAACGCCUCCGAGCUGCUCAACUUCAUCAAGCAGGACCGAGACUUGAGUCGGGUCACGCUGGACGCCCAGGACAUCCUCGCUCAUCUGGUCCAAAUGGCCUUCAAGUACCUGGUCCACUGUCUCCAGGCUGAUCUAAACAACUACAUGCCUGCCUUCUUGGAUGACCCUGAGGAACAUAAUCCACAGAGACCCAAAAUCGAGGAUGUCCUGCACACACUCACAGGGGCCAUGUCGUUACUGCGGCGGUGUCGAGUCAACGCCGCCCUGACAAUCCAGCUCUUCUCACAGCUCUUCCAUUUCAUCAACAUGUGGCUUUUCAACAAGCUGGUGACGGACACCGAGUCGGGUCUGUGUUGUCACUACUGGGGGGCCAUCCUCCGGCAGCAGCUCAGCCACAUCGAGGCCUGGGCUGAGAAACAGGGUCUGGAGCUCGCCGCCGACUGCCACCUUAGUCGAAUAGUACAGGCCACCACCCUGCUGACCAUGGACAAAUACUCCAUGCAGGAUGUGCAGAACAUCCAUAACACCUGCUUUAAGCUCAACUCCCUGCAGCUCCACGCCCUCAUGUCCAACUAUCACUGUGCCCCAGAUGAGCCGUACAUCCCACCUGAACUGAUAGACCACGUGGUGGCAGUGGCAGAAAACACAGCAGAUGAGCUGGCGAGGAGUGAUGGCAGAGAGGUUCAGCUGGAGGAGGAUCCAGACCUUCAGCUGCCCUUCCUCCUUCCUGAGGACGGCUACUCCUGUGACGUGGUGCGCAGCCUCCCCAAUGGACUGCAGGACUUCCUGGAGCCUCUGCUGCAGAGAGGUUUUUGUAGGUUAGCGCCACAUCCACGGUCACCUGGUACCUGGACCGUCCACUUUGAAGGAGCUGACUGUGACAGCCACUUCUCUGCAGCUGACAACUCUGAGAUGCCAAUGAGGAAAGAGCCGGAGGUUGUCACGGUAACCCUGAAGAAGCACAACGGCAUGGGCCUCAGCAUCGUGGCUGCCAAGGGUGCUGGUCAGGAGAAGCUGGGCAUUUACAUCAAGUCUGUUGUCAAAGGUGGAGCAGCUGACAUGGACGGACGUUUGGCAGCAGGUGACCAGUUGUUGAGUGUUGACGGGCGCAGUUUGGUCGGCCUAUCACAAGAGAGGGCGGCAGAGUUGAUGACGAGGACGGGCUCAGUCGUGACUCUGGAAGUUGCCAAGCAGGGAGCCAUCUACCACGGACUGGCAACCCUCCUCAACCAGCCGAGCCCCAUGAUGCCAAGAGCAUCAGACCGAGGCCGUGAGAAAAACGGGAAAAUGCGACCAAAGAGCGAAGGCUUCGAGUUGUACAACAGCUCGGUGCAGAACGGCUCUCCUGAGAGCCCGCAGGCUGGCUGGGACUCUUACCCCGAACCAAAGAAGAUGAGCGGCGAAGACCGACUCCUGAAGAACCGAGCCGACCACCGCUCCAGCCCCAACGUAGCCAAUCAAGGCCAGAGUCCUGCAAGCAAGUCGGUGUAUCCUGGAGGACCUGGCACUAAGAUCACCUCCGUCUCCACUGGGAACCUGUGUGCAGACGAUGAGCCCUCUCCUCCCCGUCCAGAGGCCUACCCCAUCCCCACCCAAACCUACCCCAGGGAGUACUUCACCAUCCCAGCGUCCAAGAGCCAGGAUCGGGUAGUGGUUCCAGGACAGGGGCCCUCACAGCAGUGGCAGGGCAUGGAGGACAGAGAACGCCUCCCUGUGGUUGAUAACAUCCACAACAACAGCAUGCAGCGGAUUAACCACUCCCAGGAGGAGUUGUACCCGCCACCAGGAGUUCUGAGGCCGGAUGAGCGCAUGCAGCCGCACUACCAGCAGGACUACCAACACCGGGACCUGGACUACCAACACAGAGACCUUGACUAUCAGAGAGGUCCACCAGGAGUAGGACCAGACCACUGGGCCCCACAGCCACAGGUGUCUUCUUCACUGGAGUCUUCCACAUCCAGCCAGGAGCACCUCAACUUCUCAGCCUCGUCCUCUUCUUCCAACAAGACCCAGAACCAGAAGACUGGCCCGGGCCGAUGGAAGACGCCCAACACCCCUCACGCUGUGCCGCCACAUUCAGCACAGACUCCAUCCCGCUCUGACCUGCCCCCUCCUCCGCCCCCACCUCCGGCCCCUUACCCCGACGCCUACGACCCCUACGACCCCCAGCCCGACCUGCCGCUCCCACCACCUCCCUCCGCUGUCACCCCUGUAACAGCACAGCAGGCUGCUGACCGCAAGAAGCGAGAGGAGCAGCAGCGCUGGUAUGAGAAGGAGAAGGCUCGGCUAGAGGAGGAGAGGGAGAGGAAGAGGAGGGAGCAGGAGAGGAAGUUGGGUCAGAUCCGGGCCAACCCCGUAAUGCCCGUCCAACCUCACAACAACGGAGGAUCCAUGCCUCCUCCUCACCACCAGCCCCCUAUGGCCUCUGUGGCCCCUCCCCAGCCCUACCUCCCCCCACAGCCCCAGCCUCCCCCAUCCAGACCGGAGAAGCUGGCCAGCCUGCCGCGGUCAGCUGUACCUCCCCCCGCCAGUGCCUCCAACCCUGCCGGCAUGGACACAGUCAUCAGGGAGCUGCUUCCGCAGCAGCAGCCACGGACCAUUGAGAGGCGAGACCUGCAGUACAUCACCAUCAGUAAAGAGGAGCUAACGUCCAGUGACAGUCUGUCUCCAGACCCCUGGAAGAGAGAUGCCCGUGAGAAGGCCGAGAAGCAGCAGCAGCUUCACAUUGUGGAUCUGCUGGACAAAGAGAUCCAGGAGCUGCAGGCGAAGCCGGAGCGAACGGCAGAGGAAAGCGACCGCCUCAGGAAGCUGAUGCUGGAGUGGCAGUUCCAGAAACGACUGCAAGAAUCCAAGCAUAGCGACGAAGACGAGGAGGAGGAGGACGAUGAAGACGUGGACACUAUGAUGAUCAUGCAGAGGCUGGAGGCGGAGAAGAGAGCCAGGUUGCAGGACGAGGAGCGACGGCGUAAGCAGCAGCUGGAGGAGAUUCGUAAGCGGGAGGCAGAAGAGCGAGCAAAGCAGGAGGAGGAGAGGAGGUGGAGGGAGGAGGAGAGAGCAAAGCGAGAGGCCGAGGAGAAGAGGAGACAGGAGGAGGAGUACUACACUCGCCUGGAGGCCGAGCGGCGCCGGCAGCACGAGGAGGCCGAGAGAAAGCUGCUGACGCCUGACGACCCGGCCGGUCUGUAUCGGCCCCCGCUGCCCCGGGAUUACCAACCCCCUGCCCCCCACAACCCUACUAACACCCCCCCGCCCCCCCCACAGAGAAACACCUCCUACCUCAAAACCCAGGUCGCCUCCCCCGACACGCUCUACACCGCCAAGUUUGUCUCCUACGCGGGCGAUGAGGAAGACGAGGAGGAAGGACAGGAAGCCACCAGAGCAGGAAGUGGCGGCGGCGGCCAAUCAGGAUUUAACUCGUACACUGGAAACUCAGCAGGAGUUGUAGGAUCAGGAGAAGUCUACAAGGACCCGCGAGACAAAUGGACGAAGAGCCAGGAGCAGGAGAACUCGAUCCCCAGCGGCGCUCCGGAGAGUCUGACCUUCAAGGAGCGCCAGCGUCUCUUCUCUCAGGGGAAGGAGGUUUCCAACAAGGUCAAGGCUUCUCGCAAACUCAUGGAGCUGGAGAACGAGCUCAACACCAAGUAGACCCGAGCCUUUCACCUCCCAGCGCCACCUUAACACCAACAUCGCCACGGUAACAUUAAGGUGCUCCUGGGAAAAUCCGGGGUCGAGAGAGCCGGCGCUCGCUUCCCUUACACUGACCGUCUCCUCCUGUUUGUGUUGUUUCUCCUCUCCCCCCCCCCCCCCCCGUUUUUUUAUUUUUUUAUUUUAAUCAUCAAAUAACUGGACCGUUCACUCUUUUUUUUUUUGACGUAGCGAUAUCGUUGCAACAGGAGAGACAUUUAUGGCUUCAAAAUUUCUUCCCCUCGUUAAAGUCUGUCAAAGAUAUAUAAUGAUAAAGCACUGUAAAAAAAAGUUUUAAUUAUAUCUAGUGAGAAUUUGAGAAUCACACGACAAAGGGGGAUAUAUUUUUGUUUGUAAAAUGGUUCUUGGGGCGAGGGAUGGAGAAAGGUUUAUUCUCAUUUUAAUCUUUUUUUAAAUAGCUUACCGAAAUAUGAACAAUUUUAUGGUGUUAUUUUAUGCUCUUUUUUUUCUGCAUCAUGUUGUUUUCACACUUUUAAUUCCUUCUUGCCAGCAGAAAAUGCCCGAUGUUGAGCUCCAGACCAAUCUUUUAUUUUUAUUUUAAUGUUUUUUUUUUUGUUUUUUAAUUCUCAGUGAGUGGAAACACUGUUAUUCAUUCCGUAGCAAGGAAGCAUGGGAUUUCUUUUUCUUUUUUUUUUCUUUAAUGUUUUAGAUAAACUCUGAAAGAUUCUCCAGAGGAGGAUCGUACAGUCCAGAGAAGGAUCUUUAAGUGCACAACAUUACUGUAAAUAUUUGGGUCCACAACUGUCUCACUCUUUUACUACUGUAGAAACCUGCCAGGAAACUAAACAACUGCAAAACUAAUGUGAUUUAACAACAUUUUGGUGACAGAAAAACCCCAACAAACCCCACUGCUUCUUGCCGUCAGUGGACUUACAUUUUUAAAUGUUUCUCUCCCCCAACUUGAGGUAAUAUUAAUUUUAUUUUCUUUUAGAUGGAAUAGUCAUUUCUUUUGCAGAGUUGUGUGAGGUUAAUUUGACUGAUUGUAGCCUAAAUUCAAGACAGAAAAAGGAACUCUUUCACUCACAAUGUGAUUAAUGUUGGUUUUCACAAUAAUAAUAAUAAAAAAAAAAAGAAACUGCAACUACUCUUUAAGUGCUUGUUUGCUUUACAGAUAUUUAUUUCGAACCUUGUGGAAAAAAAAAAACAUACUUGCACAAAAAGUUGUUUUUACUAUUAAUAUGUAUCUGCAAACUGUUUGGAGAAGUGAAUUACAUUUGGGACCUCUCGUACUGUGGUAAUAAUCUGUGUUUUUCUGCAUUAGAGACGGAAAAAAAAAAGUUCUGUUUUUACACCAGCUGUAGUCGGAGGGAUUCAGAUGUUUUGACAGAAUUGUGACUGUACAAAUAUAUAUACACACAAUUUCCAUAAUCUCACUCACCACCACUGCUGCUCUGCUGAUGUAAAAGAUAAAAAAAAAAAACAAAAAGAAAAAAAAAUAAGCAGGAACACACUCCAGAUCCCGGUGUGUCCCCGAGUUUUAGACGAAAUCUGACAAUAGUGACGUUUCAAAUGUAUCUCUCUUCUGCAGUUUGUUUGAGUGACUCCAUCCUGUGUGUGGACUUCUUUUAUUCUUCUCUCCAGGAGCCUCCACUAAAACUACAUGACGAGAUAAGACGCUGUUAUUAUAACUGACCUGUAAAAACACUACAAGACGUGUCUCCUCCUUCCCCCCCACAACAACAACAACAACAACUCCUUUUUAGGUUUCAAAAUGAACUGAAUCAUUUAAAUGGUUUCAUGUUUAGCCUUUUGUAAAUCAUUAAUAAAUACAGAUUUUUCAACAGUG
This is a messenger RNA of Stegastes partitus (bicolor damselfish), 7593 nucleotides long. RefSeq names its product afadin, adherens junction formation factor a (gene afdna). Gene Ontology annotation, biological process: signal transduction; regulation of protein localization. Gene Ontology annotation, molecular function: cell adhesion molecule binding. The coding region runs from base 165 to 5747 and encodes 1860 amino acids. Gene Ontology annotation, cellular component: adherens junction. NCBI's taxonomy places the organism in Eukaryota, Metazoa, Chordata, Actinopteri, Pomacentridae. The transcript has 37 exons. The record is from RefSeq and is a predicted model, not a curated record.